This is a messenger RNA of Akanthomyces muscarius, 345 nucleotides long. RefSeq lists its product as uncharacterized. The coding region runs from base 1 to 345 and encodes 114 amino acids. Lineage: Eukaryota; Fungi; Ascomycota; Sordariomycetes; Hypocreales; Cordycipitaceae. The record is from RefSeq and is a predicted model, not a curated record. The transcript has 2 exons.
AUGUCGUCCAUUGCCCAGUUCACCAAAUGGCUCCGCAAGAAGCAGAUCCAGAUCGAAGUCACCUUUGCCGUGUACAUGUUUACGCCCUGGGAGAAGUUUGCCUUUUACUCCAUCGUGUUCCUCCUCUUUAGCCUGACAUUCAUCGCCGCCGUCCUCUACCUCCCCCACCACAUCACCAUCCUUGCCGGCCGCGUCUGGUACUACAUCAACGGCGAGAGCAUCGACGUCGCGGCCUCGGCGCGCGGGGCCGUGCGUGAGGUCAUGUCCUCGGGCGUGCUGGAUGCCACCAUUCCCAUCAUCACCGCCGGUGCCGUCGACACACCGCCCGUCAAGGCCGAGCUGUGA